AUGGACAAGCAAAGCGUCCAAGGCGUUCCCGCAUCCACCGCCGCUCGCCCCGUUGAAGAGGCGACACUCGCCAAUAACGAGCCCAAGGCAGACAACUCCCGUCGUGCAGUUGGAAUUUUCUGUGAUCAGGUGCUCUCCACGACACGCGAAAUGCACGAUGCGCUCGAGAUUUCCAAUGAGAAAUUGCGCUUGCUGAUGCGGGAGGUGCAAGAACUACAGGAAAAAACGGGUUCAUAA
Neurospora tetrasperma FGSC 2508 is the source of this 237-nucleotide messenger RNA. RefSeq lists its product as uncharacterized. The transcript has a single exon. Lineage: Eukaryota; Fungi; Ascomycota; Sordariomycetes; Sordariales; Sordariaceae. Bases 1 to 237 code for a protein of 78 amino acids. The record is from RefSeq and is a predicted model, not a curated record.